Phalaenopsis equestris is the source of this 1836-nucleotide messenger RNA. Its product is annotated as pentatricopeptide repeat-containing protein At3g49730. The record is from RefSeq and is a predicted model, not a curated record. NCBI's taxonomy places the organism in Eukaryota, Viridiplantae, Streptophyta, Magnoliopsida, Asparagales, Orchidaceae. The transcript has a single exon. The annotation marks the transcript as partial. Gene Ontology annotation, molecular function: protein binding.
CGUCCUGAUCUACCCCCGUCCCCCGCCGCCCACCGCACCCUUCUCUCUUCCGUCACCCGUGCCCGCCAUUUCGGUGCCGCCUGGGCUCUCAUAGAUCGCAUGCGACGUGAGCUACCCGAUGCCCUCACCACCGACGUCUUCGUCACCCUCAUCCGCCGGUUCGCCGCCGCCCGUAUGGUUACCAAGGCCGUCCAGGUACUGGAUGAGAUGAAAUCUUACGGCUGCGCCCCCGACGACUACGUAUUCGCCUGCCUCCUUGAUGCCCUCUGCAAGAACGGCAGCGUCAAGGAGGCCGCCUCCCUCUUCCGUGACAUGCGCGACCGCUUCCCCCCUAACCUGCGCCACUUCACAUCUCUCCUUUACGGCUGGUGCCGCGCCGGGAAGCUCGACGAGGCCAAGCACAUUCUAGUUCAGAUGCGGGAAGCAGGUUUUGAGCCGGACAUCGUCGUUUACAACACUCUCCUUGCCGGCUUUGCUGCCGCUGGUAAGAUGGAAGACUCAUACGCCCUCCUUACGGAGAUGAGACGCAAAGGGUGCGAGCCGAACGUCAUCUCAUAUACGACUCUCAUCCAGGCCCUCUGUUCAAGGGAUUGCAUGGACGAAGCCAUGAGACUGUUUGUUGAAAUGCGCAGGCGAGGCUGCGUCCCAGAUGUUGUCACCUAUAACACUCUCAUUUCUGGGUUCUGCAAGUCAGGAAGGUUAGACCGAGCUUAUGAGUUCUUGGAUGCAAUGGAUACCAUGAAAAUGCACGGCUGUGUGCCGAAUCCCAGCACUUACUUCUCUAUCUUUACUGUUCAUGAGCUUAAGGAAGAUCUAGACAAGUGCUCUGAACUCAUGACCAGAAUGUCCAAAGCUGGCUGCUUACCUGACCUUAGCAUCUACAACGUGGUAAUUCGCUUGGCAUGCAAACUCGGUGAGUUGAAGAGAGCAGUUCUCAUCUGGAACGAGAUGGAGGCCAGUGGCCUCAGCCCCGGGCUAGACACCUUCAUCAUCAUGAUCCAUGGAUUUAUCAACCAAGAAUCCCUUAUUGAAGCCUCUGGAUACUUCAAGGAGAUGGUGGCAAGAGGGCUUUUGACUGCUCCACAGUAUGGCACCCUGAAGGAGCUGUUGAACUCUCUUUUGAGGGCUGAGAAGCUGGAGUUAGCCAAAGAUGUGUGGAGCUGCAUGGUGCAGAAGGGCUGUACGCUCAAUGUUUAUGCUUGGACGAUAUGGAUACAUGCAUUGUUCUCAAAUAAGCAUGUGAAGGAGGCUUGUUCUUACUGCUUGGAUAUGAUGGAUGCAGGGCUCAUGCCACAGCCCGAUACAUUUGCGAAACUGAUGAAGGGGUUGAGGAAGCUCUACAAUCGGCAGAUUGCAGCGGAGAUCACAGAGAAGGUGAGGGUGAUGGCGGCUGAGAGGAACGUUACUUUUAAAAUGUAUAAGAGGAGGGGUGAGAUGGACUUGGAGAGGAAGAAGCAGAGGAGAAAGAAGAAGAGGAGAGAAAGCAGACGACAAGAGAGAGGUUUUCAGCGCAAUAAUAAAGCUAACCCCUUGGGUCCUUAUGGGGUGAAGGUGGAGGUAGUAUGAAUCAAGUUCUUGUGCUUCCUUGUGGAGUUCUUGGUGGAAGAUGUGAAUCAAUGCACGGCAGGUAUUUAUUCACUUUUGCCACUCAAGAGAUUUCUCCAACCACAAUGCUUCUUUCUAUUAUUUGUGGGCGUUGGUACUUACCUUGUGGGAUUAUUAACUAUCAUUGUACAAAGCUGUCAUCUUUUUCAAUCCAUGCAUCAGGUUGGGAUGAAGAAAGGGGAUUAAUUUAGAUAAUAAAUUAAUUUUGGGGCAAUAACAUACAUAACAUGG